This is a messenger RNA of Exophiala aquamarina CBS 119918, 939 nucleotides long. RefSeq lists its product as uncharacterized. The coding region runs from base 1 to 939 and encodes 312 amino acids. The record is from RefSeq and is a predicted model, not a curated record. NCBI's taxonomy places the organism in Eukaryota, Fungi, Ascomycota, Eurotiomycetes, Chaetothyriales, Herpotrichiellaceae. The transcript has a single exon.
AUGGAUGAAUUACUUACCCUCGGACGGGCGAUCCCCAUGGUCAUCGGCAAAACCUCUGAAAUCUAUGGAGAGCUGCUCUCGAAGAACAACAAAGAGAACAUUUUGGCCACUGCUCAUGAUAGGGAAACGCACUCAUACGGUUCUCACCCGCGCCAACAGCUUGAUCUAUAUGAACCCUCGCUUUCAGCUGGUCCGGGACCCAGGCCUCUCAUCAUAUUCCUCUACGGCGGCGGCUUCAUUAAUGGAGAGAAAGUUUUGUCUCGUAUUCCGGGAGGCUUAGUAUACACAAACCUAGCUUAUUACUUCGUCGAGAAGCACGGGUUUGAAACCAUCAUUCCCGAUUACAGGCUGAACGGCAACGGAGGACAAUUUCCAUCUGGUGGUGAAGACAUUGCAGGUGUGUUGGAAUGGGUUGGUAAGAGAUAUGCUGGAAAGCAGAAGAAGCAGAUAUAUCUGUUUGGAAAUUCGGCUGGUGGCGUACACACUGCAACGUGGCUAUUAGAGGGAUCGUUUCGAUCAACACGCGAGCCUUUGGUAACGAUAAACGGCAAUGUGGAGUUAGCGGGUAUCAUCAUCAUGGGCGCUCUAAUGGAUUUCGUUGGAGCCCCCCCCCCACUCGCUUCAGUGCUUCAGGACCACUAUGGGAAGAACUAUGAAGAAAAGUCGCCUCUUAUGUUACUGAAGAAGGUUGGGAGUGCAAAAGAUCUAGCUGAAAAAUGGCCGCGACUUCUCAUCCUCAAUUCGGAGCUAGACCCUCCCGAUAUCAUCCAGUCGACCACGGAUUUCCUAUCAGGGUUGAGAACUCACGACCUGGCUGUUGACCACUUCGUCAUCCAAGGUCACAAUCACAUCAGCCCCCCGUUGGCUCUAGGGACAGGUAUUGCGCGUGAAGAGGAAUGGGGAGAAACGCUUGUUGCUUGGUGUAAAGAGUGUAGAUAA